GGCCAGCCUGGUCUACAGAGUGAGUUCCAGGACAGCCAGGGAUACACAGAGAAACCCUGUCUCAAAAACAAACAAGCAAAGGCAGGGAAAAUGUUACUGGGGACUUGGUUGGUGGCUUACUGAGAAAAGGAAGGGCUGUGCUAGGGUGACCUUAGUUCAGAUCCUUGGAGUCCACAUAAAAGCUGUGUGUCUUGUAACCCAAGACUAAGUGGACAGUUGGUUGGAUCCCAGGAGCUUCCUAGUUAACUGUUCUAUCCCAAAAGUCUAACUCCAAGUUCAAUGAGAGACCCCGUUUCAAAACAAAGUGGAGAGCAGCACAGGAAGACGCUUGCCAUUGACUUCCGGUCUCCACACGUGCAUACACCACACCACACAUGUGGUACUGGGGUAGCAUGCGGCCCUGUGAAGUUCCCAGGGCAGGGCACCGUCCAAGCGCCCCUCAUAUUUCGUCCUCACCACAAAGCUCUGGAGUGAGUUGUCACCAAAAUCUAAGAAAGUGUCUUAAGCAAUUGUCCCAGCACUGAGCAGCUGGUGGAUGAUGGAGAAGGGACUCUCACCUCUGGGGAAGUAGGUUUAGAAGGAUCCACUUUCCAGAUGAGCAAAGAGCCGAGAAAAGAAGAGUUGCCCAGUUCCCACGUGAGUCUCUGGGGAGACCCUCCCCCAUCCGAGCUUCUGAGCCAGAAGCCCAGAGGGGUGCAUGCUUGAAUGUGGGUUCCUAUGAAUAAUUGAGGUUCCUAGAAUGCCCCACAGCUGUCCCCUCUCCCUGAGCCUGGGAGGGGGUGGUGGUGAUGUCAUUUCCUCCCCUGCGGGGCCACUAUACCUGGGUUAUAAGGCGCUGGCACUGGCUGUCUGCCCAGCAGAGAGGUCCCGGGUCUGGACUCCCCACCAUGUCGCUCCGUGUACCCACCUCAGCGGCACUGCUGCCGCUGCUGGCACUGCUGCUGGGGGCUGCCUCCUCAGCUCCCCUGAUGCCCAGACCCUCCAAGGAGGAGCUAACCCGGUGUCUAGCAGAGGUGGUCAUGGAGGUGCUGACACUGGGCCAGGCCCAGAGAGGCCCCUGCACAGCUCUGCUCCACAAAGAGAUAUUCGAGACAGAGCCCCAUGGCUGUGUGUGCCCUGAGGAGAAGAGGUUGCUGGGUAGAGACUUCGACAAGCAGGAGUCUGGAAAGAUGACGUCCAGCCAGGAGAUAAGGGAGGAGGAAGAGGAGGAAGAAGCAGAGAGGACCCACAAGUCUGAGGUGCGGGAACAGGCGGUCCACACUCAGCUCCAGAGCCAGCUUCACCAGGAGGAGGAGAAAGAGGAGGAAAAGGAGGAGGAGGAGAAGAGUGAGCCAGGGAAGACCGCUGAGCAUAUGUGGAAGCCAUAUCUAGAGGGUGCUGGAGACCUCCAGAAGCGGGUGGCUGAGAAAGCCAGCGAUGCAGAGGCGGCCCAGUUUCAGGCAGAGGAGAAGGGCAUGCAGCUACUGGACGGAGGCCGGAAUCUGUGGCAGGGGACCAAGAGGGUCGGAGGAGAGAGGCAUGAAGAGUCCUCGAACCACCAUCACCACCUGGAGCAGCCAGGCACCAAGGCCAAGCAGGAGGAAGAGGUUUUAGAGCAGGAGGAACACGAUGUGGAGCGGCUGGAGCGCAUGCAGGAGCAGUUAAAGAAGGCGACCGCCAUGCUGGGGGAGGCUCUCGGGAGGGAAGGCUGACCCCUCUCUACUCCUUCCCCACGCUCCCGAGCUCAGGACCGUUGACCUCAGAGCCCCCCUUCGCCGGGCAUCCUGCUCCACUUCCAACUGGCAGGGACUGGAACGCAAGGAUGUGCCUGAGAACCAAGCCUGAGUGGGCGGGGCUGGGUUCAGGUUGGCCCCGCCCCCAACUCCUUCAUCCCUCUGAGUGAAUAAAGCACAAAGCAAAGCA
Molecule: messenger RNA, 1902 nt
Organism: Grammomys surdaster
Lineage: Eukaryota; Metazoa; Chordata; Mammalia; Rodentia; Muridae
Gene: Ccer2
Product: coiled-coil glutamate rich protein 2
Exons: 5
Coding region: 789-1691 (300 amino acids)
Source: RefSeq, a predicted model, not a curated record